Messenger RNA from Perognathus longimembris pacificus (Pacific pocket mouse), 432 nucleotides. Its product is annotated as mitochondrial pyruvate carrier 2-like. Gene Ontology annotation, cellular component: mitochondrial inner membrane. Gene Ontology annotation, molecular function: pyruvate transmembrane transporter activity. The record is from RefSeq and is a predicted model, not a curated record. Bases 1 to 432 code for a protein of 143 amino acids. Gene Ontology annotation, biological process: pyruvate import into mitochondria. The transcript has a single exon. Lineage: Eukaryota; Metazoa; Chordata; Mammalia; Rodentia; Heteromyidae.
AUGGCCCCGCUCCCACCCAGCUGUCCACAAUUGCUAGGCAGCCAAGAUGUCAGUUGCUAUAGCGCCCAAGGCCUGUGGGCCACCUACCACUGGGUCCUCGAUAAAGUGGAGCUGAUGCUGCCAGGGAAACUGAGGCUUUUGUACAACCACCCGGCAAGUCCUUGGACAGUUUUUUUCUGGGCUCCUAUUAUGAAAUGGGGGUUGGUGCUGGCUGGAUUGGCUGACAUGGCCAGACCUGCAGAUAAACUCAGCACAGGUCAGUCCAGUGUUUUGAUGGCUAUAGGGUUUAUUUGGUCAAGAUAUUCACUUGUAAUUAUACCUAAAAAUUGGAGUCUGUUUGCCAUUAAUUUCUUCCUGGGGACAGCAGACGCCUCUCAGCUCUUUAGAACUUGGAGAUAUAAUCAAGAACUAAAAUCUAAAGGCAUCAAUUAA